AUGCGUCACCCUACCAUCCUUUGGUACGGGUGCGACCACCUCACCCUCACCCAGCUCAAAUGUCCCCUUGAUGUCCUCAACAUGGAGCACACCUUUGACGAAAUUACUCUCGCUUGCUCAGGCGACUCCUGCUGUCUCUGCACUCUCCCCGCGAUUCCUAAUAUCCAAGAGCUAAAAAACAACUGGCUCUCUGCAUCGAAGGUUGCCAAGUUUUUCAAGGUGGAGGCUGACGAUAAAAACAUGGAGGAUCUUAUCACUUUGUUCUUUGAAAUGGGACAUCAUGUGCAAUGUGGAGAGUAUGCUGCAUUGACCCUCGAUGGUGCUACUGCUUCUCGUUCGCCUCCUGCUUCUGAGUCAGGUACUCCUGUUCCAGAGCCUGUUAUUGAGCCUACUCAGGUUCCGUCACCUCGCUCUCCUGUUGCGAAGCAGAGCAAGCGUAGUCGUCCUGUUUCUCAGAACAAACAACCUCAAAACACUAAGAGAAACAAGACCUCGACUUCAAAGCAGUCUAAGACUACGACCACGGUUCAGUCUCAGACUCAGUCUCAGAUCGCUCAGAAGCCUCUUACUUCUCAAACUACACCCGCUAUCCAACCCAACCUCAUGGCAACGGCUCCAGGCCCAGCCCCUGCUCCGAAUUCGACUCAAACUUACGCUCAGGCUCAGCGCCCUGUUCCAUCUCAGCCUACACCCGCGUUCCAACCCGUUCCCACGCCCCAGAGCUUCCCUCGACGGUCCUUCCCUACUCCUGUUUCCCCACCGCUACUCGAAGCCGAAGAAGACGCCCUUCUAGCCGAAACGUUUCUUCAGUGGAAGCACGAGUUGGAUCUCGCCGGAGGUGAAUUCGUGAGGGUCGAUUUUGAACAAAUUGCAGCUUAUAUCGAGUUGGAGGAGAGGUCUGGCAUCAAAAACGGAAACCAGGAUCCGAGCCAAGGUCUGACUGGCGCUGGCGCUGUCUUUGAUGCAGAGUUGCAGCAAGUUUCGAAGCCUCCAAUUGCCCAGCCGAAUGUUCAGGCUCAAGGUGGCCACAAUCAGAAUCCUGCUCAGGCUUGUGUCGCUUUUGAUACCACUGCCCAACAGCAACGUAUGGGUCCUGUCCAUCACGCUACUCAAGAAUUUCCCAACGCGAACACCAGCGCCCCACCUCCAUUACAAAAAGCCCUAAUUCGGCAUACUGCUAAUCCCAGCGUCCAUGCCCAUCCAGUCCAACCAACCACUCAAACGCCCGUCAACGUCAACGGUCCCGCUCAGGUCCCACUUCAGGGCGCCCCGACCCAGCAUCCCAGUGGCCAUGAUCACCCACAGCAUCCUACUCAAAAACCUGUCAACGUGAAUAUCCAUUCUCAGCGCCCACAGCAGCCGAACACUCCAAUUCAGCACAAUGUGCAGAGCGUCCCUCUGCACAGGGCUCUCCCGCAGAUCCUCCCUCAACAAAACGUCCCCCAGCAAGAUGUUCCUCAGCAAAAGGCUCCUCCCCAAGCUGUCCCCCAGCAAAAUGUUCCACCGCAAAGCGCUCCUCAGCAAAAGGCUCCGAUCCAACACGCUGUUCCCCAGCAAACUCACAAUGCCCCCGUUCGCCCUGAGCAAACUCCCUAUGACGGCACAAACUGGGGCGACAAAGGCGUCUAUCUCCCUGACGAAAACGUCUACUUUGCUGGCGACAAGCCUCAUUCUCCCAACUCCAACACUCAACCCUACACUCCACUUCCUGAAUUGGACACUACCUUUGCUCUUUCCGAGAGCGACUCCUUGGCUUUGCAGGAGCGUUUUGAAGAGCAGGCGUCGUUCUUGGAAUUUACGAACAUCGAUGAGCUCUGCGAUGAGUCUGGUGAUGCCAUGAUGCUGGAUGUUUCUGCGUCUUCGGAGCAGCACACUGCGGCCGUCCAAGGUAGUCAGGGACAAAACGUGCACCAGCCCAUUGAUCCUCUGUUAUCGAGCCAGUACGGUAACCAGGCUGUCUAUGAUCGUGUCCAGACCAGUGGCUCGGGUCGAAGUACUCCAUCACAUAUGAACAUGAACAUGAACACUGAACAACCCCUCCUGCAGGAGUUUGUUCAACAACCACCUCAAAUCGUAUUCUACCGAAACGACCCUAACGCCGUCACUCAACCUUCUUCCGAAGAAGUGCACCAGAUCGCCGCCGCGACCAAGCCGAAGCGCAAGGGCCGGGGUAGACCCAGGAAAGCACAAACAGCUUCCGUUACGAUUGUCGACAACGGCAACAGUACCACCAACCCCAACAGAAACGCGAUCACUCAAGACGCUGCUCCUACGAACACCGCCAGUACCACAGGUCCUUCCGCUACAACCACUGCAACCACCACAAAAGACCCAACCCGGGGCAUCUCCAAAGCCACCGCCGCAACCGCCCGCGUAACAAAACAAUCCACCACAACCACCCCUCCCUCCGCAUCCACAACAGUGACCAGAACCCCUCGCUCGCGCUCAAACAGCAACAUCAAAACCAACGCAACAACAAUCACAACUGGCAGAGGUCGAGGCCGCAGCACCAAAAAGAAAGACAACGAACCAAAAGGCACUCUGGUUACCAUCGAGAGACCCCCGGCCGACGACACGGCUGAUCCGACGGAGGAUUAUAUACAGAAAUAUAGUAACCCGGUGGCGAUGCUGACUCCUUGUUCUUCUAAUUGA
Messenger RNA from Aspergillus chevalieri, 2652 nucleotides. RefSeq lists its product as uncharacterized. NCBI's taxonomy places the organism in Eukaryota, Fungi, Ascomycota, Eurotiomycetes, Eurotiales, Aspergillaceae. Bases 1 to 2652 code for a protein of 883 amino acids. The record is from RefSeq and is a predicted model, not a curated record. The transcript is spliced from 4 exons.